Brassica rapa (field mustard) is the source of this 1199-nucleotide messenger RNA. Its product is annotated as zinc finger A20 and AN1 domain-containing stress-associated protein 5. Gene Ontology annotation, molecular function: ubiquitin-protein transferase activity; zinc ion binding; DNA binding. The record is from RefSeq and is a predicted model, not a curated record. Lineage: Eukaryota; Viridiplantae; Streptophyta; Magnoliopsida; Brassicales; Brassicaceae. Gene Ontology annotation, biological process: protein ubiquitination.
GGUAUUAACGUAAUUUCCACCUAAAGACGGAAAGCGAGGGUGGUGGAUAGAGAGAGAUAUGAUAAGAGAUGGAAACACCUCUCUAUGAGGCCCAUAUUCCAUUCAUUUCCUCUCUCUCUUCUCUCUCAAUACCAUUCGUAAGCUCGCCGGAGAAACUCAUCAAUAAAGAUGGCGCAGAGAACGGAGAAGGAAGAGACGGAGUUCAAGGUGGUCCUCGAAACCUUGCCGACGACGACAACCCCGACGCUCUGCUCCAACAACUGCGGCGUCACCGCGAGUCCAUCAACCAACAACAUGUGCCAGAAAUGUUUCAACGCCUCCGUCUCCGGUAUAGAUCCAACUCCGAUCGUAAAAAGAUCAGCCAGAUCCGUCAGUCUCCGGUCAACGCCAGCCAGAGCCGUGAUCCGUCCCAGGGAGACCGAUCCGGUUAAGAGAGAUCAUCAUCAGCAGACGAUAAACCGAUGCUCCGGCUGUCGGAAGAAGGUCGGGCUGACCGGAUUCAGGUGCCGAUGCGGCGACCUUUUCUGCGCGGAGCAUCGGUAUUCGGAUCGCCACGAGUGCAGCUACGACUAUAAAACCGCCGGUAGGGAGGCGAUCGCUAGGGAGAAUCCGGUCGUGAAGGCGGCGAAGAUGGUGAAAUUGAGUUGAUGUUCGGAUCGGAGAAGGAAUCUUCAGUCGUUGGUGGUGGUGGUUCAAAGCUCCGAUCAAGAUCGGAGAGAUCGGUUUGAUGCAGCAAACGAAGAUGAGAGAGAGAUUCUCUCUGCUUGAUUAAAUCUGAACCGUUGAUUUAUUUUUUAUUUUUAAUUAUUAUUAGGUGAAUGAUUGUUGUUGUUGUCUUUGCUUCGGAUGUGAUCUUUCUCGAUCAUCAAGACAAGUUGUGGAGUGGCAUGUGUAUGUAGAUUCGUUAGAAAUGAAGGGCGGUUUGGUAAUUAGACAAGUCAUUGUGCGUCACUCUCACAACUCAACUCACCCACCAGCCAAUUUCUCUCGACAAGGUUUGCUUGGCGUAUAAAAAAGCGGCCAAUAACGUGUUCUAGUCCGCGUAUUUGAUUAUUUUAAGUUCGAUAGUUAAUCUUCUCUCUUUGGGAGACUUUGUUCGACGCAUCCAAAACAUUUCGCAACUUUACAAUUGCUAUGUAACUCAACAAACACUUAUGUGGAAUAUAUUCGUUAACACAUAACAAUAUUUGAUUAUUUUA